Messenger RNA from Myotis brandtii (Brandt's bat), 2551 nucleotides. RefSeq names its product ELK4, ETS-domain protein (SRF accessory protein 1) (gene ELK4). The transcript has 4 exons. Gene Ontology annotation, molecular function: DNA-binding transcription factor activity, RNA polymerase II-specific; sequence-specific DNA binding. The record is from RefSeq and is a predicted model, not a curated record. Gene Ontology annotation, biological process: cell differentiation; regulation of transcription by RNA polymerase II. Lineage: Eukaryota; Metazoa; Chordata; Mammalia; Chiroptera; Vespertilionidae. Gene Ontology annotation, cellular component: nucleus. The coding region runs from base 109 to 1386 and encodes 425 amino acids.
AUGAGAAGAAGUACUAUAUUUGGAGCACGUGAAGCAGGGCCUGACGCACGGUGCUGUGGGAGCGUUGGCCGUUAAUGUGCCUGUUUCUCCCUGUGCCUCCUCCAGCUCAUGGCUAUGGACAGUGCUAUCACCCUGUGGCAGUUCCUCCUUCAGCUCCUGCAGGAGCCGCAGAACAAGCACAUGAUCUGCUGGACCUCCAACAACGGGGAGUUCAAGCUUCUGCAGGCGGAGGAGGUGGCUCGGCUCUGGGGGAUUCGCAAGAACAAGCCUAACAUGAACUACGACAAGCUCAGCCGAGCCCUCAGAUACUAUUAUGUGAAGAAUAUCAUAAAAAAAGUGAACGGUCAGAAGUUUGUGUACAAGUUCGUCUCUUACCCGGAGAUUCUGAGCAUGGAUCCGAUGAAGGUGGGCAGGGUUGAGGGAGACUGUGAGGCCCUGAGCGGCGGUGAGGGCGGCGGCGGCUCCAGAGACGCGGAGAGCGGAGGGAAGGAGCGGCCCCCGCAGCCCGGUGCCAAGGCCUCGAGCCGCAACGACUACAUACACUCCGGCUUGUACUCUUCGUUCACCCUCAACUCUCUGAACUCCUCCAAGAGGAAGCUCCUUAAGUCUAUAAAGAUUGAGAAUCCGGCUGAGAAACUGGCAGAGAAGAAACCUCAGGAGCCGGCACCAUCCGUCAUUAAGUUUGUAACCACGCCUUCCAAAAAGCCACCGGUGGAACCUGUGGCUGCCACCGGUUCAACCGGCGACAGUAUCUCCCCGUCUUCGGAAGACACUCUCCAAGCGCUGGAGACGCUGGCUUCCCCCAAGCUGCCUUCCCUGGAAGCCCCGGCCUCGGCCUGCAGUGUCGCCGCCGCGUUUCCCAGCACCCCUGUCCCGUCCCCUUCCUUCCAGGAGCCGCCCAGGACACCCUCCCCGCCGCUCAGCUCCAACCCGGACAUCGACACGGACAUCGACUCUGUGGGGCUGCCAGAGAGCUUGGCACUGGAGCCCAAGGACCAGGACUCGGCCUUGCCGGGGAAGGACAAAGCCAACGGCUCAUCCAGAUCGAAGAAGCCCAAGGGGCUGGAGCUGGCCCCCAUCCUCCUGAUCACGGGCAGCGACCCCAGCCCCCUGGGGAUCCUGAGCCCCUCGCUCCCCACAGCGUCUCUCACGCCAGCACUGUUCUCACAGACGCCCAUCUUACUGACUCCCAGCCCCUUGCUCUCCAGCAUCCACUUCUGGAGCACCCUCAGCCCCGUCGCUCCCCUCAGCCCGGCCAGACUGCAAGGUGCUAACACGCUUUUCCAGUUUCCUUCUGUUCUGAACAGUCAUGGGCCGUUCACUCUGUCUGGCCUGGAUGGACCUUCCACCCCCGGCCCCUUUUCCCCAGAUCUGCAGAAGACAUAACCGAUGCACUUGCAGAAAGAGAACCAAGGAACAAAGGAACAGAGGGACACUCCGCAUGACCGCCUUCGAAGUGAGUGAUGGAUGGUUCCACGUGCUGGUAAUAGAUGAUCGUGACUUUUGCUAUUCCCAUCGAAAUGCCUUGUUAGGAUUCCCUUCCAGGAAGACUUACGUUGGACUGUGCUUGAAAAUGCCUUAAUUGGAGUCUGAACUCCACCUCCCUCUUUUUCUCUUAUUUUUCUAACAAAUACUUGAGCUUUGUGUUAAGGACAUUUUUGGUGGGGUUUAGCAGCUAGCUAUGUUUUGCAAGAGCAGCUAAGAACAAAGUUAUUCCUUCUGCCUUAUUGGGACCCUUUGGUCAGAAAAAAAAAAUUCCGCUUUGAGCAUAUUAUUUAAAGUAAUACGAGUUAAGUGAAAUUGGCCAUAUCUCUAAGAGUAAGUGUGCUUUGUUGGAUAACGAGAAGUGAGCUGUGCAUAAGCAGGAGAGGAAAAAGAGUGAUUUCUGUUCACUCGGAGGAAGACUGGAGCAGUGCUCUGGGGGUGGUUCUGUCUAUGUUGCUGUGUAGUCUAACCUAUGAAAAGCAACUCUGCAAAGAUGCAUCCUACUUACAUUUGUUUAGGAGGGUCUCUCGGCCAUACAUACGUGUGAUCUUGUCCUGUCUACAGAGCAUGGAGCUAGUCCAUUUUAACGGAGGGAGAUUUUUAAACCUGGAGUGAGAAUAGGGGACCCCAUCUCUCGCACAGAAAAGCGGGCUGCUCGCUGGGUGUUAUAGUUCCACAUCCGUGGGCGACAGCGUGGUAAAUGACCGCUUCUAGGAGAAUAAGCCCGGGCUUUGAAAUUUAGAGGCAUCCCUGAGUAAAAGAUCCAGUUGAAGAACUUGAAACAACGUGUGGCUUUUCCCAGUUAGAGGAUACAUCCCGGCAUGAAGGACCCUUUCUCUUUCCUGUUCAUUGUACCUCAUUUUCCACUGUAUGUUGCUCUUCUUUCAAAUGUAAGGUUGGGAGAGGCCGUGAUAGUUUUGAGGAUGCAAUUAGGAAGAUGAAAAGCCUCCAGAUCUGUAGUGAGGUAAAGGUGUGCUGAUGUCUUUGCAUGUUUCUUUUUAAAUUAGGGAGGAGCAGAAUUCCUUUGGGAAUUCUCAUGCAUAGGAAUUAGAUGGUUCCUAUUAGU